This is a messenger RNA of Chlamydomonas reinhardtii, 1607 nucleotides long. RefSeq lists its product as uncharacterized. Gene Ontology annotation, biological process: regulation of transcription by RNA polymerase II. NCBI's taxonomy places the organism in Eukaryota, Viridiplantae, Chlorophyta, Chlorophyceae, Chlamydomonadales, Chlamydomonadaceae. The record is from RefSeq and is a predicted model, not a curated record. Gene Ontology annotation, molecular function: transcription cis-regulatory region binding. The transcript has 6 exons. Gene Ontology annotation, cellular component: nucleus. Bases 52 to 1209 code for a protein of 385 amino acids.
CCUAGUCUCCUCUUUGCCUGUGAUGUAUUUAAUAACGCUACAGACAACACGAUGAACUGUCUUCAUACUCAAAGGCAAGCUCUGGGGCACCGACUGCGAACCCACCAACGCGUUCGCCCCCCGGCUCGCCCGCGAGCAGCGAGCGUGAACAAGGAAGCAGCGGUGCAGGCGGCUGUAGAGGUACUAGCGAGCCAGAAAAUAUCAGGAGAUGGAGGCAGCGAUGCGCUGGCCUCCCUUCAGGAAUCCGCCGUGGUUGACACGGCCUUGCCCUCCCCCUCCUCCCCCUCCUCCCCUUCCCUUGCCUCCUCCACGCCAGCUGCCACCGCCGCCUUCUCCAGCCCUAUAGCCCAUCCCGCCGUAUUCGUGUCGGGCCUUGUGCUGUACAGUGUGGUGGCCGUGGACGUGUUCCACCCAGACUCGGCACACCUGCUGCAGCCUCUGGACUCGGGGCUGCACGAGUGGGUGCUGUCGAAUCUGGAUCCAGGGCUGCGACGGGCGCUGUUUGGAACCGUGCUGAGUAACGGCUGGCUGCUGGCAGCUACCAUUGGCUGGAUCUUCACAACCGCCACAGCCAUGACCCGCAACAACCCCCUGGGCUGGCAGGCGUGUGCGCUGGGCUGGCUGCUGUGGGUGCACUUCGUGGGCCCCGUGGAGCACGACCCUACGCUGAUGGACAUGCUGAAGCAGUCGUUCGGCCGCCUGCGCCCCUCGCCCAUCCACCGCACCGCCUCCUUUCCCUCCGGCCACACCGCCGCCGACGUCAUGACGGUAGGCGCGCUGCUUUUCGUACUGCUGCCCGUGGUGUACGGCAGCAGGCAGCAGCAGCAGGGGCAGCAGCAGCAGGAAGGGCAGCAGCAGGAGCAGGGGGAGCAGGGGCAGGGGCAGGGACAACGGCAAGCAGCCGGCAGCAGUGGCAGUAGCAGUGGCGGUGCAGUGGCCGGCUUCGCGCAAGCGGUGAAGGACAAGAUCUACGCGGCCCAGGAGCACGCGGGCCCCCUGCUGGCCGCGUCCGCCGCCACCACGGUGGUGGGGCGUGUGGGCGCCGAUGCGCACUGGCUGAGCGACACGCUGGCGGGCGGCGGCCUCAGCCUGGCGCUGGUGUCGGGGCUGGCCAUGGCCACGGCGCAGCUGGCGCAGAGGCAGCAGCAACAGGAGCAGGGGCAGCAGGGGCAACAGGGGCAGGGGCAGGAGGGGCAACAGGGGCAGUAGCUAAGGAGGCAGAAGCUGGGGUAGCAGCAGGGGUAGCAGCUGGGGUAGCAGCAGAGGUAGCAGCAUGGGUAGCAGCAGAGGUAGCAGCAGGGGCAACACGGGCGACAAGGGCGUGUGCGUGUGCGAUGGGACAGCGUUAAGGCAGGUUGGCGGGCGACAAGGACAGUAGCGCGGAGGAGCAGUAGCGGUAGCAUUGUGGCAAUAGUGGCAGUAGCGACCAGGGGAGGAGCGGUAGCAGUAGUAGCUGAAGUAGCAUUUGCAGUGGAGCUGCAGGCGGGCGGGUUGUGGCUAGGACGUGGCCCGCUGUGGCUGGCUGGCCGCAUGCUGCCGCCUAGCUCCGACAGAAUUGUCUGGCACCGUGCGCGUUCAUGGGUCACUGCAUGUAAGGACGUGGGCCA